Miscanthus lutarioriparius is the source of this 1101-nucleotide messenger RNA. The record is from the annotation of a GenBank genome assembly. Lineage: Eukaryota; Viridiplantae; Streptophyta; Magnoliopsida; Poales; Poaceae.
AUGAAGAAGGCGGUGGCAGUGGGAGGAGGAGGUGGGAAGGGAGGCACAGCGCCUACGGACCUCCUGGUCUGCUUCCCCGCUCGGCAGCACCUGGCGCUGAUGCCCAAGCCCAUCUGCAGCCCGUCCCGGACCACCAUGGACAAGGCGGCCGCCGCGCGCCGGCGCCAGCUCCAGCUCCAGCUGCCUGGCGCCAGCGCUGCUGCAGGUGGUGGGAGAGUGCGCGGGAGUAGCCCCAUGUUCCGGGGGUCCAAGGCGAAGCAGAGGGCGGCGGAGGAGGAAGAGGAGCCGCAGUCGCCGAAGGUCACGUGCGCCGGCCAGAUCAAGGUCGGCCGGCCCAAGAAGGUGAAGCCGGGGCCGGGCUCGACGGCAGCGACGAAGCACGGUAAGGAUGGCGUCGGCGUCGGCGACGCCAGGAGCUGGAUCACCGUGGUGGAGGAGAUCGAGCGGCUGCGCGGCCGGAGGAAGAAGGUGGGCUGGCUCGAGACCCUCGGGAUCAGGCGGGACGCGCUGCCGUUCCUAGGCGCCGCGCUCCGGAGCCUGCGGUUCAAGGCGCGCUGCUUUGGGUCUCUCCAUGCUGCGGCCGUGGACUCCUCCGUUGACUCCGACGACGCGGGGGAGCGUGGAAGAAAGCACGGAGCCGGAGGGAGCGCCGCGGCCAGCGUGUUCUCCAAGUGGCUCAUGGUGCUGGAAGGCGGCCAGGAGCCCAUGGAGCAAGACGAAGCCAGGCACGACGAGGAACGCGACCACGAAGAAGACGUCGAGCGGCAGGAGGGCGAGGAGACGGACGAGGGCACGAACGGGCCGUCCGCGCCGCCGCCGAACGCACUGCUGCUCAUGCGGUGCCGCUCGGCGCCCGCGAAGGGACUGUCCAUGUCCAGAAGGAGGACAUGUGACCAGCUGGCCGGCGAGGACGACCAAGAGAAGGGGGCCGCGGUCGGCGAGCCGGGACCGGGAGACGGUGAAACAGAGGAGAACAAGGAGGAGCUGGUGUUCAUGAGCACAGCGCCCGGCUUCAUGAAGCUGUCACUGGACAUCGCCAAGGAGACGUGGGUCGUCGGCGGCUGGGACCCGAUCGCGAGGAGCCGGAGCUGGAAGAGGUGA